AUGGAGUGCACAAAGCUACUCGAAAGCCUCGACAUAUUCGGCCACGCCGGAUUCUGCGUAGCCGUGGAGAGAUCCCAGCUGUUGCAAAGUUCUCUGCUCAUACUCCAGCAAGAGAAUCACUUCGAGAAGUGCUACUACUGGGGCAGAAUUGACGGCAUCCGCAAUGACUACCACGUGGCUUAUGGUUUUCGAAAACAGUGCCUCGACGGACAGAAAUAUUUCUACAGUACCGAUUGUUUGACCUGGUUUUUGAUGCCCGAGCCAACCAAGUGCGCCAUCAUGCUGACUCCCCUGGCGAUUUCCAAUUUCCAAGGCGAUCCCGCUCUGGUCACCAACGUCUACGACGCCAAUCCUCCAUACCCGCCAAACGAUCCUGAUGGUAUUCAACACGAGCUAAUAGUCAAGUACCUGAAGGAAGAGGACCGGCUGGCGGCCUCGGUCUACCUGAUCAAUUACGACGUGGCUGUGGUGCCACGAGGCGGCUGGUUCAAGACCACCGAUGGAAAUGUAGUCCUGAACCCAAACUUCGAAGGCCUCACCCGCGAGGAAGCCGGCCGGCUCAGGUCGUACGUCCACGCCCGGCUGCCCCAGAACAAGUGGAACGCCAAUCUCCUCGCCAGGCAGGACUACAACUUGGCCCUCGAUUUCUUGGACACCCUCGAGGAGGACGCCCCAGUGGGAUGCUGGAGCCUACAGUCGGCCCAGGGCGGCCGUUUGGCUCUGCUGCUCAGUUUGUAUUGGCCCGGGAUGGUGUUUUACCACAAAGUCGAUACCCCGCAUUACGGCUCGCUUUACUUCGGAAACGGACGGAAAAACUUGGACGUGCCGUUUAUGCUGUGA
Copidosoma floridanum is the source of this 840-nucleotide messenger RNA. It is a transcript of the gene Rsph9, whose product is annotated as Radial spoke head protein 9. Lineage: Eukaryota; Metazoa; Arthropoda; Insecta; Hymenoptera; Encyrtidae. Gene Ontology annotation, cellular component: axoneme. The record is from RefSeq and is a predicted model, not a curated record. Gene Ontology annotation, biological process: axoneme assembly; cilium movement involved in cell motility; motile cilium assembly.